AUGUCAAAUAUAGGAAAAGUAAGUGAAUUUAUAUCAAUAUGUUUAUAACUUACACUAGAAUCAUCUAAAAUAAUAUCUUAAAUAUAAAAAUCAGGUUCUCUAGGUGAACAAUGGAAAGGAAAAAAUGAUCCUAUGACAAUAGCCGAUUUGAAAAGCCAAGCAUUAAUAAUAAAAGGAAUUCGUUAAUUUUUCCCUUAAAUAAAAAUAGUAGCCGAAGAAUAAAUAGAUUACACAGGAGAUUUAAAUUAUGAUUUCUAAAAAUUAAAUAAAAAAUUGAUUCCAGAAUAAUAUUUCUUAAAAAACAACUUAAAUAAUUAAUUAAAUAUAUCUGAUGCAGUAGUCUAUAUUGACCCUUUAGACGGUACUUUAUCCUAUGUAAAUGGAGAAUUAGACUCCGUAUGUACUCUUAUAGGAGUUACAAUAAACGGAUUGCCCACAAUAGGGAUUGUAGGACAACAUUAUGAUGAUAAUAAUUAAUAUAAUCCGAAAAUUUAUUUCGCACAUUCUUAGGUUAAUCAAGUUUUUUAUGCUUAUGGAAGCGAAUUAAAUGAAGAAGGAAGAUAGUUUUAUUUACCUUAUGAAUUUUAAAAACCUAUUUAUAAUUCAAAUUUGGAUAAUCUAGUAGCUACUAUUUCCCAAAACAGAAUUUCUUAGUAACAAUUAGAUACCAUAUAAGCACUUAAGCCCGUUUAAAUUAUCAGAAAAGGAGGUUUUGGAAAAAAAGGGUUGAUGGUAUUAGAAAAAUAAGCUGAUUAUUUAGUUUAUUUAUCCAAAGGAGCAUCUAGAUGGGAUAUUUGUGCUUUGGAGGCUAUAAUAUCAGCUGCUGGAGGAUUUAUUACUGAUAUAAAUGCCAAUAAUUAUUAAUAUGAUGAAAAUAUGGAAGAUUUUCAUAAUUAAAAUGGAGGUUUAAUGUCAAUGAAGAAAGAAGUUUUAGAUUAUAUUUCAGGUUAACUUUCAGAUUAUAAAAUAUGA
Molecule: messenger RNA, 972 nt
Organism: Ichthyophthirius multifiliis
Lineage: Eukaryota; Ciliophora; Oligohymenophorea; Hymenostomatida
Exons: 2
Source: RefSeq, a predicted model, not a curated record